Molecule: messenger RNA, 1163 nt
Organism: Adelges cooleyi (spruce gall adelgid)
Lineage: Eukaryota; Metazoa; Arthropoda; Insecta; Hemiptera; Adelgidae
Product: transcription factor IIIA-like
Exons: 3
Coding region: 300-1115 (271 amino acids)
Biological process (GO): regulation of transcription by RNA polymerase II
Molecular function (GO): DNA-binding transcription factor activity; RNA polymerase II cis-regulatory region sequence-specific DNA binding
Source: RefSeq, a predicted model, not a curated record
AAUCCACCUUGAUUUGAAGUUAAACACUGAACCGUGGUAUAAUUUAAAAUACCGUAACCGCAUAUUUUUGUUAUAGUGAUAACUGAUAAUGCAGCAUCCAAGAACUUUUGAUCAUUAUAUAACUAACAACCAACAGUUAUAUCGAUUUGCCUUUUGUCGCCUAAAAUUCAAAUAUUUACUUGUCACUUAAACUUAAGAGGCUGGUCAUGGUUGGCGAUUCAGAUUAUAAUGUACAUAAGAUUCAAACCAUUUCACUGUAUGAUUCAUCAUGAAAUGCGAGUGCAAAUAUUUUACUAGAUAUGGCCAAACAUAAAUGUCCUUAUGAUAAUUGUAUGUUAAGUUUUAGUCGUCCAUACCGCCUAAGAAUACACAUUCAAAGACAUCAAGGAAUUAAAGAAUUUAGUUGUUCACAAUGUGACCGUAGUUAUCAUAGACAGCAACAUUUGAAACGUCAUGUAGAUGAAGCUCAUCAAAAUAAAUCUCGCCUUGAGCAGCCAAUACCAUGUGAUCAUUGUGAUCGGCAAUUUAACACAACGUGGGGUCUACAUCGCCACCAGGCCAAAAUAAAAAAUCCUAAAGUACGCACCAGAGAACAUAGUUGUACUAUUUGUGGUUGUAAAUUUUUCAACCAUGAUGAGCUUGAAAGGCACUCUCUUCGACAUGAACGCUUCAAAUGUGAUAUUCCUAUGUGCCCUUUUGCCACUCGAUUAUUCAAUUGGACAGUUUAUUUUAAACAUAUGGAAGAUUACCAUAGUGAACCUUUUGAAUGUGAUUAUUGUGGUGAACAAUUUGUCCGCAAGGCUCAGUUAAGAACACAUAUUCAGACACAUAUGCCUAAUUUCCCGUGUACCAUUGCAGGAUGUAAUAAGACUUACGCUUUAAUUAAAAAUUUAUCAAAUCAUAUUCGUAGUGUUCACGGUAACAGGACUUAUAAGUGUAAUGUAGUUGGAUGUGACUGGAAUUUUAAGUAUAAAACUUGUUUCAAGAGACACAUUAAAGUACAUGAAUCAAAUGGAAGAAUUGUUCCUAUGGCCGAGAGAAAAGUACAAAAAAAUAAAAACAAAUCAAAAUGUGUUAUGGCAGAGAAAUUAGCUGCACUAGCAUUUAAAAUAUAACCAAAUCAUAAAAAAAAAAUGUAAAUUAUUAUUCACAAAUAUAGUACA